AUGUAUGAUAGUAAGCAUAGAACAACAGAUACACAGAUUUAUGACUCCCGGAAAGAUGCCAGCGGUUACUCCUCGAAUAAGCGAGAUUGGAAUGCUCAAACACAUGGAAGUAUUGAGGAAAUGUCAAAUCAUCGAAAAUAUAUGCGAACUCAAUCUUCUGCAAACAACAAUCGAGUCACGUCAAAUUCUUCGUCGUCUCAACAGCAACGUGAAAAUGGCGAGAAAAAGACUGUUAAAGAUACAAAAAAACCGCUUCGUAGUUUCGGCGAUUGGUCUGAAUUUAAGAGUUCAGCAGGGAAAACCUAUUUUUAUAAUUCCAAAACUGAAGUAUCACAAUGGGAAAAACCAAAAGGAUGGCUAACCGAUGAGUUGAAUCGAACAAAUUGCUCAUCAACUCCAUCAAAUAAUCGAAUUAAAAAAGAAUCCACGACGAAUGUUUCAUCAACAGUUUGUAGUCGAUAUAAGACGGAAGAAUCAUCUACAGACAAACGACUUUCCCAAACUUCCAAUUUGAAAAUAGCAUCAGAAAAUUCCAAUCAUCAUCAUCUAAAUGGAAAUCGUUUGUAUCAACAAUCCCAUGAACAAAUACCCAUUGUUGCUAAUAACCGUCUCCCAACUUCAGAUGAUGACAGUUCUCGAAUGUCAUUUUCAUCAACUAGCAGUAAAGAAUCAGCUUCUACUAUGAAUCAAAGUAAUGGUACUACGUUAAAUUCAUCUUUAUCACAACCCGCCAUUUCAGUCUCAACUCCAGUACGUGAUAUUCAAGCGAAAUCUUUUGAAAGUAAUAUGAAACUUGUAAAUGGAAAUGAUAAUAAAAAUUCGAUAUCACAAUCAACUGCUCCUACGUCGGCAAAAAUAGAACCAACAAUAGUUACUGAAGCGGAAUCAACUACGCCGAUUUUCUCAAAAGCAGAACGUGAUCAAGACCUUCAGAAAUAUUAUCGUGCUGAAUUAAUUGAGCAUUUAACUGGUUGGCAAUCAGGCCUACUAGAAAAACAGUGUUUGAAAAUUUUUGAUGACUACUAUGGAUACAGUGCUAGAACAUCGACCGCAUUUACGGAAUUAAAAGCAUUAAAAUCUAACUUUCGUAUACUUGAAAUAAAGCGAAAUAUUCUAACUCAAAGACGUCUCCGUUGUCAGCAACAUGUAAAGCAAAGUGAAGAAAAUAGAAACUUCUAA
Rotaria socialis is the source of this 1179-nucleotide messenger RNA. Lineage: Eukaryota; Metazoa; Rotifera; Eurotatoria; Philodinida; Philodinidae. The record is from the annotation of a GenBank genome assembly.